Messenger RNA from Myxozyma melibiosi, 405 nucleotides. Its product is annotated as NADP-dependent oxidoreductase domain-containing protein. The annotation marks the transcript as partial. The transcript has a single exon. NCBI's taxonomy places the organism in Eukaryota, Fungi, Ascomycota, Lipomycetes, Lipomycetales, Lipomycetaceae. The record is from RefSeq and is a predicted model, not a curated record.
ACAUGGCACACCGCCAACAACCACUAUAACGGCGAGUCCGAGCGCAUCAUCGAGGCUGCCAUCAAGAACUACAAAAUUUCCGGAAAGAAACUCCAGAUUCUGACGAAAGGCUCUUGUACGCCGACGAGGAAAGCCCGCACGCCCUUCAUCAUGCACGAUCCCUCUACCAGUACCGAGUUCUUCAAACGCAUGGCGCUUCCCUGCGCCGUUACAUUCGAACAGGUUGAGGCCAGCUUGUCGCGUUUGGACACUGAAUAUAUCAAUAUCCUGUACAUCCACCAAUUUGACUAUACCAAUCCAAUUAUCGAAGAGACCAUGUGUGCGCUUCACGACCUUGUACAGUCUGGAAAAGUCCGCUACGCUGGCGCGAGUAGCAUGUAUGCUUUCGAGUCGAGUUUGUCGUGA